AAGAGUGUUUGAGAAAUCAUCAAACGGGUUGUUUAUUUGUCGCUAACAGGAUGCACAGCAGCCCGAAUGAAGGAGUGGUUAAUUUGUCAGCUUCCCCGGCUCAGUAUGGUCUAGCUCGCCAGUUGUCUCCGGGUUACUUUCGCGCUGGUCAUCCAUUUACCGCUCUGACAUUGUGGAAUUCAUUAGCAGCUAGUCGUUAGCAACCCACCAGCGCUAACUUACUAGCAACCAGCUAGCAGGUAUCCGUAGGCAUCAGCACCUCGCAACAGCUGUUGAGACUAAUACAAACGCCCAAGCACAGAGUGCCCGUCCUGACUGGCUAUGGAGUGGUGUUGGCUUCAGACUGGAUGACAGGGUCUACAGGGAGGACAGGGUCACACAGUUUCUAAAGAAGCAGUGGGCUUCUCCUAGAUGUACACUGACUGGCAGUGACAACCCUUGCAGCCGACCUCCUUCGCCUUCUUCACUCUUUUUGGAUACACUCUCCCUCCCCUUUAUCCCCCUUCUCUCCUCCCCUCCUCGUUCUUCUUCCCACAUCAUCUUUCUCUGCCCUCUUAAUUUCUUUCUGCUUUCUCUCACGCUCUGACCUUUUACUGGAACUCCUUGCUCCCCCCUGUGAGUUCCUUUAACUUUUCACCUGCCUCCCACUGGGUCCAGUAUGAGCUGGCUGAGCAGGUUGAACCCGCGGGGUCCCGGGAGUCGACCCGGGCGGAGCACCGCACCCUCCAGUCCCUGCACUGCUGACCCAGAGACUUGCCUUAUGGUGUUUGAGAACCACUGGAGACAGGUAUCUUGGGUGUUGGAGCAGCACGAGCCUUCAUCUUCCAGCGAUGACCUGACAGCAGUGAGGAAUCACACAGACCAGAUGUUGUGUCUGUUGGCAGAGGAGAGGCCUGCUGAGAGCUCAGACGGCGGCGCCAGCAUGCCACCCAUGGGUCCCAUACUGGAGCUGGUGGUCACUGAGAAUAUUCUGGAGUGCCUGGUUCAGUGGCACCUCCGCCGCGGCCUGGACCCAGACAGCCAGGGAGCACUGCUUAAGCUAUUUGAGAUGCUCAUUGGCCAGUCCCAGCAGCCUCUGCUGCAGCACACAGCCAUUCUCCACCCCCUGCUGAGGCUGCUGGGAGCUUGCGCUGACCCAGAACUUGGUUGUCCUUCAGUUCUGGAAAACAGCCUGGUACUGCUGCUUAACCAGAUCUGCGUAACCAUGGCCCGGCAGCCGGUGGUUCUAGAGAUGUUGUUCCGGGCAGCACCAGCCCAGCAGGGCUCCACCAAUCUGCUGAUCUUCUCACUCCUCGUGCCAUUCAUCCACCGUGAUGGCGCCAUUGGCCAGCAGGCCCGAGACGCGCUGCUGCUAGUAAUGGCGGCCUCAGCCAGCCACGAGGCUGUGGCUCGCUACAUCGCUGAGAACUCCUACUUCUGCCCAGUGUUAGCAACGGGCCUCAGUGCCCUCUACUCCUCUCUGCCCAGGAAGAUUGAGGUUCGAGGAGAUGAUUGGCACGCUCUGCGGCGAGAGGACUGGAUCGGUGUGUCGUCGCUUGUGCUGUUUAUGAACUCGCUGGAGUUCUGCAACGCUGUGGUUCAAGUCGCUCAUCCCCUGGUCCGCUGCCAGCUCCUGGACUACCUCCACAAUGGCUUCCUCGUACCUGUCAUGGGCCCUGCCCUGCAUAAGUCGUCGGUGGAUGAAAUGAUCGCCAGCACCGCCUACCUGGACCUUUUCCUGCGUAGUGUGACAGAGACUUCCCUCCUCAAAACCUUCCUGCGCUUCAUCCUGCUGCAUCGCCACGACAAUGACACCAUCCUGGACACACUGCUCACACGCAUCAGCAGCAAUUCUAGGCUCUGCAUGGUAUCACUGAGCCUCUUCAGGACUCUGCUCUCCCUGCACUGUGAAGACAUCAUGCUGCAGCUCGUUCUCAGGUAUCUACUGCCCUGCACCCAUGUAAUGUUGAGUCAGCGUCGUGCCAUCAAGGAGACUGACCUUUAUGGAAAGUCAGCAGAGAAGUUCCUGUCGCUGAUCCCAGAGUGCUGCCGUCUGAAUGCAGCAUCCUCUGCUGAGCGAGAUGAGGACAGUGCAUUCUGGGGCAAAGUGCUGAACAGUCCAAGCACAGAGUCUCCGGCCCCGCACAGACCCAGCACCCCAUCCCGCUUAGCCUUCUUCAUCCGCCAACCAAGCAGUGGAGGAGGAUCAGGAGGAGGGGGUCCCUCUACCCCCACCAGCGUGGAGCCGUUGCAGUCGGGUCCUGCCAGCUCCCAUCCCUUGUCCCCUGACAGCCCGAUGCAUCAGCAGCAGGCACACAUAGAGUGUCUGGACUGGGACUCGGGUUACUUGGAGUACCUCAAAGAUGCCCGGCGGGGCAUCGAGCUCUGCUCCUGGGCCUGCCGUGACUGGUCAGCACCCUAUGAUGGAGAAAACCCCUCCCCAAACACAGCCCCUCCUCCCCCGCCUCCCCCUACCUCCAACCCCUCCAUGACUCUGUUCCCAGAGCACUUCUCUUUACAGCAGGGAGGAAACAGUAACACCCCUCCAGGCCAGCAGAGGGCAGCCAUUGUGGCUGCUGCACGGUCCGAGUGGAGCAGCUCAGAGCGGGACAGUGGAGAGUGGGACAUUACGAUCGGUAAAAACAGUUGCAUCAGCCUCACGCCACGCUCCAAGAAACGCAGCCUGCAGAGAGAAGAGCUCCUGCCUAAGCCUGUACCUCCUCUCAUCCCGUCCACCUCAUCUUCAGCCACCCCUCUGUCAGCUUCACACCCCGCCUCAUCCCCGGCUCCUCACAUUCCCACCUCUGCCAUCACUGUUAGCUACCAGGCCAUGUAUAAUGGAACCAUGGGACAGGGAGAUGGGUGCUCAGACAGUCGGGACAGAGGCCUGGAGGUAAAGAAAGUGAAGAGAGACUUGGGGGAGCAGCAGUAUUUGGAUGAAAAUGCAAAUCAAAAUGGAUCCCUCAUCGCACGUCCCUCCCAAAGCUGCACCAGUCUGCCACAGUCCAUUUUCAGCAACAGUGACAUCAGUGAUGCAAAAUCUCUUUGCCCUAAUCAGAUUCCCUCACAGAGCUCCAUUUCCCAACCAACGUCUGACACCAAACUGCUGACCAGCGACACCUCAAACCUGCACAAUGCAUCCUCAGAUCUUCCAGAAGCCAACCAGAUGCAACAAUCUGUAGAGAGUCUAAUUGAAGAGUUGCUGGAGCAGGCACCAGGAGACCCACAGCUCUCCGGAGACUCCAAUGGUCAGGGCAUCAGCAUCGAGGCCUUCACACAGGAACUGAGGGAGCUGGAAGACCGGGUGAAGGAACGUGGCCGAGCAGCCUGCCAGCAGGAGGAGACGGCCAGAGAGUCCCUGACCGCUGAGCGGCAGGAGGAGGAUCAACAGCUGGCCUCGGCCCUGGAUGUGAAGCUGACAGGUGACAUAAAAGGAGAGGGGUCUGUGGUGGGCGUCUGUAGUCCUGCCAGACCACUAAAUCAACCUGCCUCUCAGCCAUACACAGGUCCGUUCAUGGUGGUUCUGUUUGCCAAGCUGGAGAACAUGCUCCAGAACUCGUUGUACGUCAACAUCCUGCUCACAGGCAUCGUGGCCCAGCUGGCCUGCUAUCCACAGCCCCUCCUACGUUCCUUCCUGCUUAACACCAACAUGGUCUUCCAGCCUAGUGUGAAGUCACUGAUCCAGGUUCUAGGUUCUGUCAAGAACCGUAUCGAGGCGUUUGCAGCCUCCCAUGAGGAUUUCCCUGCCAUGCUGAAGAAAGCCCAGCAGUACCUCGUGGCCCGAGGCAAAGUGGACUGGACUGACUCGCCUGCAGCUGUUCCCACCCUGCGGCGCUCUGACUCACUAGUGAAGAGUCGUAAGCCAUCUCUCGGAGACCUGAUCCUUCGUCACACCAACAGCCCGACUCGCGCUCGGCACGCCGCUCAGCUGGCCCUCGCGCACGUACGGGACGGCGGCCAAUCACUGCACAGCGCUCUGUUCCGGGGCAGCGGAGGUGGAGGGGCAUCUGGCCUGGAGAAGCAAGCCGAGGCUCUACGAGUGAAGAACGCCGUCUACUGUGCCGUAAUCUUCUGCGAGUUCCUCAAGGAGCUGGCCGCCCUAGCUCAAGAGCACGCAGUCACCCUGCCCUUCCCUCACAGCCAGGAGGCAGAGGAAUAGACGGUAAACACAGACUCCUCAAAUCCAGCUCUUAGCCACCAUUUCUUUUUGAUUAGGCUGUAAAAAGAGUUAUGUAGGAUUCUCCCAUCACCAGAGGACAGACUGGAGCACUGAGAUUUUCAUGUCACUGAAGUUGGUCGUCUGCAAUGACACAGAAAAAAGCAAGAGGUAAACAGUGGCAUUUUCGUACCAAAAUCAUUAAAGGAUACUUAUAGGAGUGGAAGAAUUUUCCUCAUCUGUAAACUUAUAUGAUAUUGUGCAUAUCAUGUAUUAUAUUUACAUUCUAUACAUAGGAAAUCUCAGUAAACGCUUGAGAUUUGGGAGCUUGUACAAACACAUACCACAUCAUGGUAUAUCGUGACACAGUUAAGCCACAGAAAUAGGUGCACAUAUUGGUGCUAGUCGAUAUUCUUUAUCUUUUACGUUGAAAGGGUGCUUUCAGGCAGCACAGAGGAGAAGACGGUUAUAUCCUCAACAAAAAUUACAACAAACACCAAAAAGGAAAACACAAGUGUAGUUUAGUCAAUGAAAUACAAAGUGAUCCAAUCAGCAGUACGACAAGCUUAUCUUUGUUAGAUGUGAUAGAGAAAGCCCACAGAAAAGCAGUUACCAGUAACAUUCAAGCACCUCAAGUGUCCAUUGUGUUUUUAAAAGGCUCCGCUGCUGCAAAGACUUGUCAUCAAUGAAUGAGACCAUAAUAACUGGAAGAGGUGAGGUGAGAGUGCUACUUUCUCUCUUGCGAAUCAGCACGACCACCACAAAUGUACUGGAAAACUUUGGGUAAUUAAUGCCAUUUCUAAGAAGAAAUAUUUUGUUUUAAAUGUGUCUGUCUUUUGCAUUUGCACCGUUUUCUAGACAUAUCAGCAAGACAUGGGAGCCGGUGUGUCUGUCGUUGUGUAUGCGAGUUUGUUUUAAAGAAUGACUCCUUUCCAAAAGGUGAUGUCAAGUCUUCAGGCCAUUGGUAAGCCAUUCACCUGUUGCCAUAAAAGCGGCUGUGGGAUUGAAAAGGCAGCACUGCUUUACAAUUCAUACCUUUAGUGUGUCAUUUAGUCUUUUUAAAAGACCUGAGAGCCUGAAAGAAAAAGAAAAGGCGAGAAGGGAAGGACUUUUUUUUUUCUUUUCCUAGGGAGCGGUGGCAGGAUUUCCAUUUACUUUGAACUGACAGUUGAAAAAGGUCCUCAUGAGGCAGUCACCGACUUUUUCUUUUAACAGAUCUUUGUUUGAGCUGUGAGCUCAAAAAUGAAGCUAAAAAAAAGGAAGCGAUUUCAUUUCCGUUGUUUGAUUUUGGUUUUAGUCAGCUUCAAAACGUUGUCUUUUGGGCGGGACAUGCCAAACUGAACAUACAGUUGUUCAUCUUAGAACAUAACAUGCUGCUAUUUUUUUUUUAAAAACAUUAACACCGAUUUUAGCUUCUGUCUCUUCAUUUCAUUGUUAGGUACCAAGUAUAAAUGCGUAUGCGAGGAUGUGGAGGAGUCAGUGCCAGUGUUGUGGUUGGUAUUUAAUUUAUUUCUUGUGUCUGAGGUUGAAUGAAGUUGCAGUCACAGUGUUAAAAGCUUUUGCCAAGACAAAAUAUUACCAGUCAACGAUGAGUAAACUUUUGAGGCUUUGGAAUUGUCGCGUGUUGGGUUUUAUAAGAUGGUGAUUCUUCAUUUUAAAGGUCCGUCAUUUUUAAAUCAUUUUCUACUUCUUUUCUGUAAACUCCCCCAGGAAGUUAUGAGAAGGUUAUUAGGAAAAGAACCUGUAAAACGAAACAUUACCUGUAUGACUGUAUUGUAAAAUCCAUCUACCUAUGACCCAGCUUUUUGUGAAGAUAUUUGUUUUUUUGCACAUACUAGCCAUUUUCUAUCAACUUUCAGCAGUAGAGAAACUGCCUGCCAUCCUGCAAAGUCUUAAUCUCUGAAACUGAAUAUCACUUUUUUUUUUUUUGACGUUCAUCUUUCUCAACAAGUUGAAGCCUCCUCAACUUGUCAAAGCCAUAGCUUGUUUGUAAAUGUCGUACUUCAUCACUGCUGUAACUCACUUUUCUACAGAAUUUCUAGACACAUUUUGUAACACCCCACGGUUUGUUUUUUAAAUACCAUUAGUUAAAAGAGUUUCUGCAUGCCAGUUAAGGUCAGGUUUAUAAUUAAAUAGCGAUUAAAUAGUGUAGAGUAAGUUUUUGUUUUUUUGGUUAUUGCAAUAAUGCUGCAGCUUCAAUUAGCUUCCAUGCAGUAGGUUUUAGUGGUUAGUGAAUCAUCCUGGUGCCUGCAGAGAUCAACGGCGACAAAAACACACUGUUUCACACUGAAUGUUUUCUCUCGGCUAUUUAAACCAGUAGAGAAAUCACUUCUGUAUUUUACCCACUGCCUUCCGUCCGUCCAUCUGUUCACCUAGUCUGUUGUACGUCCAUGUGCGCAGAAGAACAUUAAUAUUUCCCUUGUACAGGAGGAGGGUCUCUCGGUACAUCAGAUUCCUCUACUUUUACACUCAAGAUUGCAUUUUUUUAACUAACCCUUUUUUUUUUUGGCAAACAAUUCUGUUAAAGAUCGGGGGUAUUUUGAGCAUGGUGGUAAAUGCUGAGCUCCUCAGUUGUAUCACCUGCUCGGUCAGUUGGUCAGUCACGUUGUAAGUGAGCAGAUACAGUCAGUUCUAUGUAUUUCUGUGACACAUCCGUGGACACCAAAGCAAUCUCUCUGACAAUAACCGAAACUCCCAGCGUCUCUGUUUAAGCAAUCAUAGACAGUUUAAUGGUAUAGUCUGAACAUGUAUUUAUGUAGCACUUUUUUGUAUGUUGAAAGUGCUUUCAAAUAAUUAUCCUCAAAAUAAUACAAUGAUACAGUAUCAGUUAAAUGGCCAAAUAUACAGGAAAUAUUAAAGGACGGAAAAUAGUACUCGCCAAGUUUAGUGAUGCUCCAACACUGUCAGAUAAUAGAACCUAUGAAAAUAAGACCUAAGCUGUAAUAAUGCAGAAUUAUCUUUUUUUUUUUUUUUUUUUUUUUUUAAGUGUUUUUGUUUUUUUCUACUGAAGACUGGAUGCAGUAAGGUGUUUUUGAAGCUCACUCCUAAAUGGGGGGAAAAAAGGGAGCUGCUUAGGUAACCCUGAGAUGCAGAACGUAAAUUGUCGGCAUUGAUCCUUUGUGACUGAAAACGUUUUAUCUUAUGUACAUGUCUACACCUCCCACACUCAUUUUUCACUGCUUACUGUUUCUAUUUUUUUGUUUUUAUAUUUACUUAUUUUUCCUUUUUGGGGAUACAAAAGACAUAAUUGGCAAAGUUUGUAAUGGGGUGUUUUUUUUUGUUUGUUUGUUUUUUUAACAAGGGAUUAUUUCCUACCAUGGACUUUGGCUUUUUCCCAGAGUUGUCAAAUGAUAGAAUGAAAGCAGAGCUUAAUAAUAUAGUGCAUCGCUGAUGUGGAAAAACAAAACCCACUCGCAGUGAAGUAAAACUGGGAGUUUGACAAACAUAAUCAAGGUUGCGUGGUUACUGUGAUGGAUUACCUCACUUUAUGGAAGCUGUUUUUCAUUCUCCCUCAGAACGAAUGGCAGCCAGUGGCUUCCUCUGCUGGUAGAGAAGCGAGUCCUCCAGCUGAUCAGACACCAGUAGGGAUCUGUUUAAAAUACACAAAAAACAAUACUGAUUGAAAUUUGCAUUUGGGGAAAAAGGGAUUGUGAUUUUCGACCAUGCAACAACUACCAAGGCUGGACGCUGAAGCCAGUGUAGAAAUUUCAAACUGCAACUCUUCCAACCAAACAAAAUCUCAUUGUAAUGAAGUGACAGAGCAAACUAAAUUCACAAAAAGAUAGUUAAAUGAAUGUACCAUAAUGAAUUAGGACCUCAACAUGUAUUGGGUCUUAUGUUGCCAUGGUGGUUGCCAUUUCCGUGUCUCACAACAGUUUUCCUUUGACUCCCAACUUAUCUGCUUGAUAAAAAUGCUGAUUUUAUUUUUUAUUUAUUUUUUCUUUUUUUUGACUCUGUAAACUGACAAAGAUGGUGCUGAGUGGUAAACCAAAAGCUAAACUUCAGAAAAAAAAAUAGUGUGUAAUGUCACAGAUCUUGUUUUGUUUUUCUUUUUUCUGCUGUCUGUUUCAGACAGAUGUACUUGAACACUACAAUUACUCUGUCAGUUAAAAAUAGGAUCUGUCAGAUGAAUAUUCAUAGUUGUUUUAGUUAUGGCUAAAUUCAGAGCUUGUUAAGUCUUGAUUUUCUCUGUUUUGUAUAUUCAAGGGUACAUGCAAACACUCUGCAAACAGCAAGCCAAAGUGUUCAAAUGUCACUGACUUUCAUUUGAAUUGGAAAUAUUGCACAGCCUUUUGUAUCAGGGUGGUUUCAACUGGCUGUUCUAUCUCCCCAACACAACACAACACACAACAAAAUGGGUAGAAACAACAACAGCAACGCAACUAACAGCAGCUGAGCUUGGCGUGGCAAAGCUGUGUGCCAGAUCAGGCUUUCACUUCAACAAUUUAACACGUUUUGGGGUAAAUGCACAUAAGGUUAGACGGUUUAUUUCUUCACAUGAUUUUGACUGUAUGCAUAUUGUAACUUCACUGUUUCACACGCCUCAUCUGAAGGCCUCAGUUUGAGGCUGGAAUUUGUUUUCACGGCUGAUUUCUUAACACAUCAUGUACACUUUGUGCCAUGCUUUUUUUUAUUUUUUCCUAUGUUGAUUUGUAAUGCUUAUCAUGGGAUGUACAGAAUGUACAGUAUCUUUUCAUUUUUCUUCUUUUUUUGGAGAGCUUUGACUUAACUUCUGACUUUUCACUAACAUUUCUCCCCUGUGAUCUAUGCAAAAUACGCCCUAUUGUCCCCUGUCUGAAGCUGAAAAGGUGAUGUGGACUGAUUUCAUGUGUAAAUACUGUAAAAAGCAGUGGGUCGGAAAUGCAGAGGUAUGUGAAAUAAUCAACAGGACAGAAUGAAAAUCAUGCUAAAAUAAUGUAAUGAUGAAUGUUGUCAGAAAUAUUUUUCUAUAUUUUGAAAUCAUUAGAAAAAAGGACAAAAAUACAAAGUGGGAAAAAGCUGUCAGAAGAACACUACAAAGGGAAUGUUUUUAUUAAUUUAUAAAUUCUUUGCCUAGCAAUAUCA
Messenger RNA from Toxotes jaculatrix (banded archerfish), 9199 nucleotides. RefSeq names its product FHF complex subunit HOOK interacting protein 1B (gene fhip1b). NCBI's taxonomy places the organism in Eukaryota, Metazoa, Chordata, Actinopteri, Toxotidae. The record is from RefSeq and is a predicted model, not a curated record. The transcript has 12 exons. Gene Ontology annotation, cellular component: FHF complex. Gene Ontology annotation, biological process: endosome organization; early endosome to late endosome transport; lysosome organization. The coding region runs from base 659 to 4138 and encodes 1159 amino acids.